AUGCCUCUCCCCUUCCUCGCCCACGUCUACUACACGGGCUACCCCACCUGGCUCCCCGAGCCCCUCCGCCUGCUCAAAGUCCUCGGCACCGUGGGCGCGGUCACCCUCACAAAAUGGUACACCUCCGGCCGGUCCAACCGAUCCGAGCGCAACAUGCACGGCCGCGUAGUGCUCAUCACAGGCGGCACCUCAGGCAUCGGCGCCGCAACAACCCUCGAACUCGCCCAGCGCGGCGCCCAAAUCGUGCUGCUCACCCGCCUUGCGCCGACAGACUCGUUUCUGGUGGAUUACAUUGAUGAUCUGCGCACGCGCACGGGGAAUCAGAUGAUUUAUGCCGAGCAGGUGGAUCUCGCGGAUCUGCAUAGUGUGCGGCAGUUUGCGACGAAGUGGAUUGAUAAUGCCCCCCCGAGGCGGUUGGAUAUGAUUGUGCUCUGCGCGGCGACUAUGGUGCCGCCGGGGAGUCCGCGCGUGGAAACGGCCGAGGGAGUGGAGGUGACGUGGCAGGUGAAUUUCCUGGCGAAUUUCCAUCUGCUAGGGAUUCUCAGCCCGGCGAUCCGGGCGCAGCCCUUCGACCGUGACGUGCGGAUUGUGAUACCGACGUGUUCGAGUUACAUUUCUGCGCCGAAACUGGAUGCGGGGUUGGACAGGGAAGGAUGGACGCCGCAGACGGCGUAUGCGCGGAGUAAGCUGGCGUUGAUGGUGUUUGCAAGGGCGUAUCAGAAGCAUUUGGAUGCGUAUAAGCGCCCGGAUCAGUUGCCGAUGACGGCGCGGGUGGUGCUGGUUGAUCCCGGCUUGGCGCGGACGCCGGGGAUGCGGCGGUGGUUGACGCGGGGGUCGUUGUGGGGGUUGGGGUUGUAUUUGGUGUUUUAUGUGUUUGCUUGGUUGUUGCUGAAGAGUCCGGAGAUGGCCGCGCAGUCGGUGUUGUUUGGGGUUAUGGAGAGUAGUUUGGUGCGGGUGCCUGGCGGGCGGUUGAUCAAGGAGUGCAUGGAGGUGGACUGCGCGCGGAAGGAUGUGGACGACGAGGAGGUGGCCAAGAAACUGUGGGAGGCGAGUGACAAGUUGAUUGAGCGGGUGGAGAAGCAGCAGGCGGUCAAGAGGGCCAAGGCGAAGAAGGAGCGGGAAAAGGAUGAGAAGAAGAAGGAGGAGGAGCAGAAGAGGGACGAAGAAAAGAAGAAGACGGCGGCUCAGGUCGAGGAGAUUGAGGCGCUUGUGGAUGCCAUCACGAGGGGGAAAGCCAAGGCAGCGAAGGAAGCUAAAGAUGGGAAACAAACUUACAAGAAAGAGACCCAGGAGACUACAAAAAAGGGCGGGAGAAAGGGGAACCCGUCCCACCUACACCCCGUCUUCUUCACCGACAAGCUGCGCCGGCCGCCGUUUCACAUCGUGGCGGGGCCAUAUACCAGCCCGAUUGCGCACGGGUAUGUGUACCAGGACGGACAGCGGGGUGUGACGCGGUUAUGA
Messenger RNA from Dichotomopilus funicola, 1461 nucleotides. RefSeq lists its product as uncharacterized. The coding region runs from base 1 to 1461 and encodes 486 amino acids. NCBI's taxonomy places the organism in Eukaryota, Fungi, Ascomycota, Sordariomycetes, Sordariales, Chaetomiaceae. The transcript has 2 exons. The record is from RefSeq and is a predicted model, not a curated record.